Nelumbo nucifera (sacred lotus) is the source of this 2112-nucleotide messenger RNA. The record is from RefSeq and is a predicted model, not a curated record. NCBI's taxonomy places the organism in Eukaryota, Viridiplantae, Streptophyta, Magnoliopsida, Proteales, Nelumbonaceae.
CUUCACUUUGCUUCUGGGGACUCUGCCUCUGUCUCUGUUGUUGAUGUUUCUCUCUCUCGCUGGACUUUUACUUGCAAGGCUCUGGUCGAUGGAUGCAUUUCUUCUGUCGGUAGUCGUAGUAUAGUAAUAGCGCCUUUGGCGCCGUAGCGGAGGAGAAGGGACAAGGGAGUAGGGAGGACCGGAAAAAGAAAAGGCUAGGGUUGGUAACUAGCCAACCAUGGGUUUGCAGGUGCUUAAUGCACUUGAUGUAGCAAAGACGCAAUGGUAUCACUUUACAGCCAUUGUGAUCGCCGGUAUGGGCUUCUUCACCGAUGCCUACGAUCUUUUCUGCAUUUCUCUCGUCACCAAGUUGCUGGGACGGAUCUACUAUCACGUUGAUGGCGCACCGAAGCCCGGCACACUGCCUCCGAAUGUGGCGGCAGCUGUCAAUGGCGUCGCUCUCUGUGGAACCCUUGCCGGCCAGCUCUUCUUCGGAUGGCUUGGCGAUAAGAUGGGACGUAAGCGUGUCUACGGCCUCACCCUUAUUCUUAUGGUUGUCUGUUCCAUAGCUUCCGGGCUUUCCCUGGGAAAGGACCCAAAAGCCGUUAUUGCUACCCUCUGCUUCUUCCGCUUCUGGCUCGGCUUUGGCGUCGGUGGUGAUUAUCCACUCUCUGCUACCAUCAUGUCUGAGUACGCCAACAAGGAUACUCGUGGUGCUUUCAUUGCUGCUGUCUUCGCCAUGCAGGGUUUUGGAAUUUUAGCUGGUGGGAUUGUAGCCAUCAUCGUCUCCGCGGCUUUCAAAGCCAAGUUCCCCGCCCCGGCUUACAGAGUUGAUCCACUUGCUUCGACAGUCCCACAAGCUGAUUACAUAUGGCGUAUUAUUGUAAUGUUCGGUGCUGUACCAGCAGCUUUGACAUACUACUGGCGUAUGAAGAUGCCUGAGACUGCCCGUUACACUGCCCUCGUUGCCAUGAACGCCAAAAAAGCUGCAGCUGACAUGUCCAAGGUCCUUCAGGUUGAUAUCGACGUUGAACAGGAGAAGAUCGAGGUGAUGGCGCAGAAACGAAGCCACCAGUUCGGUUUGUUCUCCUGGGAGUUUGCUCGUCGCCAUGGCCUUCAUCUGCUGGGAACCACCAGCACUUGGUUCUUGCUCGACAUUGCGUUUUAUAGCCAGAACCUGUUCCAGAAAGACAUCUUCUCUGCGAUUGGGUGGAUUCCCAAAGCAGAUACAAUGAACGCAAUCGAAGAAGUGUUCAGAAUUGCAAAGGCACAGACACUGAUUGCACUCUGCAGCACUGUCCCCGGAUACUGGUUUACCGUGUUUUUUAUCGAGCGCAUGGGGAGGUUUGCGAUUCAACUGAUGGGUUUCUUCUUCAUGACAGUCUUCAUGUUUGUGCUGGCCAUUCCAUACAAUAACUGGAUCCAGAAGGAGCACCGGAUUGGGUUCGUGAUAGUUUAUUCCCUUACCUUCUUCUUUGCCAACUUCGGACCGAAUGCCACCACAUUCAUCGUGCCGGCGGAGAUAUUUCCGGCCAGGUUAAGGUCAACAUGUCACGGUAUAUCGGCAGCAGCGGGCAAGGCCGGAGCUAUAGUCGGGGCAUUUGGGUUCUUAUACGCGGCGCAGAGCCGGGACAAGACCAAGACGGAUGCGGGGUACCCACCUGGUAUCGGUGUCAAGAACUCACUCAUCAUGCUGGGAGUCAUAAACUUCGGUGGGAUGUUAUUUACGCUGUUGGUACCGGAAGCCAAGGGCAAAUCGCUGGAAGAGUUAUCAGGUGAGUACGAGGAAGAAGCUGAGCCGAGCACAGAGCUACAGCCAGGUCACAAUAACAACAGUACCAUCCAAGUUUAGCUGUUGUACAGUACUACAUUGCUCUCUGUAUCUAUAACACUGUCAUCAUUUCCUUAAUAUACAUGAUGUUCUUUUCUUCUUUUUUUUGGUAUUUAAUUCUACAUGGUGUGAGAGCGCAGUUGUGAGUGUUGUUGUCAUUUGGUUUGGGGUCUGCGUUAACUUUGUUUUGAGUACCAGUUUGUGCUUGCUUUCUUAGGAAAUAGGGUCUUGUAUGUUUUUCUUUUCCUUUAGCUUGGGCUUCUGUUGUUAUACUUUGUAUCUAUAAUCUUUUCUUUGUAUUA